AUGCCGUCUAAUUUGAUAUUUUUGUUUAGAGGUGCAGAUGAUGAAUUACAUGAGCCACCGCGUCAAACACAGGAGCACGAGAUUCAACCAAUAUUAAUCAUCAAUGCACCACUACAAGCAGUGAAUUCCUGUAUUUCUUCUGAUUCGCUACAAUCGCCCUCAAAAAUUCAGGUUCCAGACAUUGUUCUUCUGGAAGCAGAAAAAAUUCCAAAAGCAAUUUUAGCAACCGGUCUUCCGCAAACUAUUACAGAUGCACCGCCAGCAUAUUCUGAUGUUGUAAAGUCGAUCUGCAUUUGA
Messenger RNA from Enterobius vermicularis (human pinworm), 297 nucleotides. NCBI's taxonomy places the organism in Eukaryota, Metazoa, Nematoda, Chromadorea, Rhabditida, Oxyuridae. The record is from the annotation of a GenBank genome assembly.